Anopheles maculipalpis is the source of this 977-nucleotide messenger RNA. RefSeq names its product carbonic anhydrase 7 (gene CAH9). The record is from RefSeq and is a predicted model, not a curated record. The transcript is spliced from 5 exons. NCBI's taxonomy places the organism in Eukaryota, Metazoa, Arthropoda, Insecta, Diptera, Culicidae. Gene Ontology annotation, cellular component: cytoplasm. Gene Ontology annotation, molecular function: zinc ion binding; carbonate dehydratase activity. The coding region runs from base 27 to 977 and encodes 316 amino acids.
ACCAGUCAUCAAAAACAAGCGCCAUCAUGCCGUUGUUUGGCACGAGUGUUUCGGUUUCCGCGUUGUUCUCGGUGCUAUUACUGAUCGGCGGUCCACCCGCCACUGGUGUCGAGGGACAUCGGUUCGGGUACUCGAAACCCGACCAAAGACGUUGGUCCAAGGCACACCAAAGCUGUGCCGGUACGCAUCAGUCACCGAUAGCGAUCAGCAGCCACCGGGCGGUUCCGCUGUACAUGCCAGCAAUCGAGCUGGUCGGGUACAACAAUCUUCUCCCGGGACCGAUGACUAUACACAACAAUGGUCAUUCCGUGUCCCUCGCGAUUCCGAAAACGGACCCAGCCGUCGGUAAGCAUCCGUACAUCUUUGGCGGCAAGCUGCAGAACGAGUACGAGCUGGAAGGCUUACACUUUCACUGGGGCGACAAAAACAACCGUGGCGCAGAGCACGUACUCAACGAUAUCAGGUAUCCGCUCGAGAUGCACAUCAUUCAUCGCAACAAAAAGUACAAAACCGUCGCCGAGGCGCUCGGCUAUUCGGACGGUCUUACGGUGUUGGGCUUUUUCUACCAGGUCACCGAACAUGAUGCGCCCGGCAUCAACACACUGGUACGAUCGUUUGGCCACAUCGUCGACUACGAUCAUACGCUCCAGCUGAACCACACGUUCACGCUACAGUCGCUCAUCGACGGGAUUGAUAUGACCCGCUUCUACACGUACAAGGGUUCGCUUACGACACCGCCCUGCUCGGAAGCCGUCACGUGGGUUGUCUUUCCCGAUCUUCUCGAGCUUUCGGUUAACCAGAUGAAACGGUUUCGAACGUUGGACACCGGUAUCCACGGAUCACCAAUGGUCGAUAACUAUCGAGCAUUACAACCAAUCGGCAAUCGGCGAGUAUUCGUGCGGAAGGUAAACUCCCGCUACACUGGACUGGAAGUCUUCGAAGGAAUGCACCACAGCAAAUGGGACUGGGUGUACUAG